AACGAGUUAGCAAAGAAACAGUAACCAGGCGGUAAAUGAAAAUGUUAAUUUGAUGGUGCACAGCCUUUUUGUUUCUUAGAGGAAUUCAAAGAGCUUCACAAGCAUUAACCCCCGAUUAAGCGUAAUUUUGCAUUUCUGCAACAAAUCAAGCCAUGAGGGACGAAGGUGUCACCUCACAUUAGUCGGUGUCCCUCGCCCUCAGGGUGUUCGCUUUCGCACCUCCCGGUCCGUGCGCCACAGCAAGCGCCCUUCCGCCCCGGUACCGCUGCUAUAAACUUAUUCUAUGUUUGUUGCUAAGUCUUUCUCAGCCUCGGAAGGGGAGGCGACGACAGGACUCGACAGGACAGCUACGUGGGGUCCUCGCGCGCGUCCCACGUGGGCUCUAGUCGGAAUUGGAGCCGCAGUCCCAAAUCGUGAGUGGUGCGGAUAAUCGCGUCUAGCCGACGUCUCCCGCGUCUCGCGGGUGCCUUCUGCCUCCCGGUAGCCAUGGCAGCCGCUGAGGAUUUGCUCCUCAACGUUUUCGAAGCCCAGGCCGCCGCCCGCAAGACGUUCUUCAGAUCCUUCCGAGCCCAGACAAAGCGGCAAGCAAAGGCUACCAAAAGAAAAUACCACGCGCCCAGUGAGGCUCCCCCAGUGAAACGGAGGAGCAAAAUACCAUUUUUCCCAGCCAAGAAAACUGGUGUUACAGAAACUGAAAGGACUUUCAAGGGGAAGGCAAGAGAAACAUUUUCUCCAAAGAAGUACUCGUCUGGUACCAGUAAUGUAAACCAGGAGGAGAAACCGUGUAUUAAGACUUCAUCAUUGUUUAAAAACAACCCUGAAAUUCCAGAACUCCACAGAACUGCAGUAAAGCAGGUGCAAGAGAAAGUGUUUACUUCAGAUGCUUUUCAUGAACUGGACCUCCAUCCACAUCUAAUUUCCACAAUAAAUACAGUCUUAAAAAUAUCUAGUAUGACCAGUGUUCAGAAGCAAAGUAUUCCUGCAUUGCUGGAAGGCAGAGAUGCUCUUGUGAGAUCCCAGACGGGUUCAGGUAAAACUCUUGCCUACUGUAUCCCUGUGGUCCAGUCCCUUCAAGCAAUGAAAUCAAAAAUAAAGCGCAGUGACGGCCCCUAUGCUCUGGUACUGGUGCCUACAAGAGAGUUGGCUCUACAAAGCUUUGACAUUGUCCAGAAACUGCUUAAGCCAUUUACCUGGAUUGUGCCUGGAGUGUUAAUGGGCGGAGAGAAGAGAAAAUCUGAAAAGGCCAGACUCCGCAAAGGAAUAAAUGUCCUUAUCUCAACUCCUGGACGUCUGGUGGAUCAUAUAAAAUCCACAAAGAACAUUCAUUUUAGUCGGAUACGGUGGCUGAUUUUGGAUGAAGCAGACAGAAUCUUGGAUUUGGGUUUUGAAAAGGACAUCACAGUGAUACUCAAUGCUGUAAAUGCAGAAUGCCAGAAACGACAGAACGUCUUGCUAUCUGCAACACUCACAGAAGGUGUAACAUGGCUCGCUGAUAUCAGUUUGCACAAUCCUGUCAGUAUUUCUGUACUGGACGAAAGCCAUGACCAGUGUAACCCAAAGGACAAAGCAGCCCAUGAAGUCUCUCAGCCACAAGCUAGUGACAAGCUAGAUAGCUUUGCAAUACCAGAGAGUCUCGAUCAGCACGUGACAUUAGUUCCCAGCAAACUGAGGCUUGUCUGCCUAGCAGCCUUCAUUCUUCAGAAAUGCAAGUUUGAAAAAGACCAGAAACUGAUUGUCUUUUUCUCAAGUUGUGAGCUGGUGGAGUUCCACUACAACCUCUUCCUCCAGACCCUGCAGAGCAGCUCAGGGGCCCCAGCAUCAGGGCAGUUACCAUCUGCCUCCACGCAAUUAAAAUUCCUGCAGCUGCAUGGCAACAUGGAACAGGAGGAGAGAAGAGCAGUGUUUCAGGAAUUCUCACAUUCCAAAACAGGCGUCCUUCUUUGCACGGAUGUUGCAGCUCGGGGCUUGGAUCUCCCUCAAAUCACGUGGAUUGUUCAGUACAACGCUCCAUCUUCACCUGCAGAAUACAUCCAUCGGAUUGGAAGAACCGCCCGGAUUGGCUGCCAUGGGAGCAGCCUGCUCAUUUUGGCUCCUUCGGAGGCAGAAUAUGUCAACUCAUUGGCUUCUCACAAAAUCAAUAUUUCUGAGAUUAAGAUGGAAGAUAUUUUAUCUGUUUUGACGAAGGAUGAUUGUUUUAAAGGAAGGCGAUGGGGAAACCUGAAAUCCCAUGCUGUUGGCCCCCAGGAAAUCCGCGAGCGAGCCACGGUCUUGCAGACAGUAUUUGAAGAUUACGUGCACUCCAGUGAAAAGAGGGUCUCCUGGGCAAAGAAAGCUCUGCAGUCCUUCAUCCGAGCCUAUGCAACCUACCCCAGGGAGCUGAAGCAUAUCUUCCAUGUCCGAUCCCUCCACCUUGGACAUGUGGCUAAGAGCUUUGGGCUAAGAGAUGCUCCCACAAAUCUUAGUGUCUCAGCUCUAAAGAAGAAGAAAACAAAUCUGAAAAGGCCUGACCUUCAUAGGAAGACCCAGAGGAAACACCGCCUUGCUGAACUCUUGCUUUCUGAAUACUCAAGUGGGGUGGAGGCUGGCGUCACCAAGGUCGAAAAGCAGAACAAACAGGGAAAACCCGGCAGUCAGCCGCGGCAGAGCUGAGCUGCAGCCUGCACCCAGCCUUUGUUGUGGGGAAAAAACAAGAAACUUUCUCCAUGAAAUGUUGGAAAAACUUGAAACUUACCAGAAAGUUUUUUACACUCUGUCUCUACAGAACUGUGCUUCGGAGUGGCUCGUGGAGGCCUGGGUGGCACCAGAUUGGUGUCCUGUACUUGUCAAAGGAGGCUUGUGGAGAACAACUGCAGUGCUUUCAACAGAAUUCUGUGUCCCUCAGACCAUUGUAAA
This is a messenger RNA of Trichechus manatus latirostris (Florida manatee), 2892 nucleotides long. It is a transcript of the gene DDX31, whose product is annotated as DEAD-box helicase 31. The transcript has 20 exons. NCBI's taxonomy places the organism in Eukaryota, Metazoa, Chordata, Mammalia, Sirenia, Trichechidae. Gene Ontology annotation, molecular function: nucleic acid binding; ATP binding. Bases 487 to 2649 code for a protein of 720 amino acids. Gene Ontology annotation, biological process: ribosome biogenesis. Gene Ontology annotation, cellular component: nucleus. The record is from RefSeq and is a predicted model, not a curated record.